Messenger RNA from Dicentrarchus labrax (European seabass), 1639 nucleotides. RefSeq names its product transmembrane protein 205 (gene tmem205). The record is from RefSeq and is a predicted model, not a curated record. The coding region runs from base 138 to 704 and encodes 188 amino acids. NCBI's taxonomy places the organism in Eukaryota, Metazoa, Chordata, Actinopteri, Moronidae. The transcript is spliced from 4 exons.
UCGCGGGGGGCGGGGCUUGUUCACAGUUAUAUGACAGAGGAAGUGGCUCGGCUGAACCUUGGACCAUAGUAACGCUAAUCAUUUGCAUUUGUUGCAUUCAUAAGUACUCACAGGAAAAGGAAAGCAAGAGUGACACCAUGGCAACAGAGGGUGAGCCCAUGGACUUGGUCAAAGUGCUACACCUUCUGGUGCUCUCUUUCUCCUGGGGCAUGCAGGUCUGGGUCUCCUUCAUAGCAGGUUUUGCAUUGGUGUGGCAGGUAACUCUGCACACAUUUGGCCUGGUGCAGAGUAAACUCUUCCCAGUAUACUUCUACUGUCUGAUUGGCAGCAAUGCUGUCAGCCUAGCUGUGUACGCUGUGUACCACCCCAGAGAGCUGCUGGACUGGCAUGAAAGUGUGCAGAUGUUUCUGUACUUUGUGGCACUGAUCAUGGCAGCUCUGAACGCCAAGUGGUUUGGCCCAGCAGCCACUGAAGUGAUGUUCCAGAUAAGGGAGGUGGAGAAGGAGCAUGGCCUGGGGGACCAGAUUGGCCUGGGCAGCCAGAAAGAGGCUUAUGCUAAGCUCAAAGAGCAGGACCCCAAAUACAGAGCCUACAAGAGCACAUUUGGCCGCUACCACGGAUUGUCCAACCUCUGCAACCUGAUCGGGUUCAUCUGCACCACAACUAAUUUGAUCUACACAGCUCUGAAUUUAUCCAGCAUUUAGAGAUGAGCAGGUUUUAAUCUAUAAAAUAUCUCGCUGUCGAGUUCUGCUGUCAUCGCAAUAUUAAAUGUGAUGUGGCAAAUGUUAUGUCUGUAUGUAUGGACUAAAUAUGCCACCAGUAAAAGUAUAAGUGACAUCAUGUAAAUGUAAUUAUACAUAUUUUGCAUCUCUUUCAUAGCCGCUGGUGGAGCUGCAGCUGUCCCAAGUUUCCUUCAGAGGGAGGAUGCCUUAGUUGCCAUCAGUCUGUUUGGCACUUUUCAUCCUGUCAAUCACGAUGUAAUUAAUGAUGUCUUACAAAAUGGGAUGUAUUUUUGCAUUUGUUUUUGAUAUUUGAUUAUAUUGCUCAUGAUCACACUCCCUGUAGAAUAACAAUUUAUUAGAAAACUUGCAUCAAUCACCAAACCUCAGGUACCGUGUGGACAAUUUACUUGCAUCCCCAGCAGGGGGCAAUGUUUGGACACAAGUGUAUUUAGGGCAGUGGUUCUUUUUCUGGCCUGCCCACCUUCAGAAGGUGGAAAAGGUUUUACAGCCCUCACCCCACAAUUUUUAGCAAUCAUUAACAAUGAUAAGGGAACCAAAACUUAUUAUUAAGUUAGAGAGGUGAGCAUGAUAGCAUAAGCAAACUUUUGUUUGUUUAUUUUCCCUACAUUAAUCAUCAUCAUAUAUCAUAUUAAUUAAACUGAGUCUAGACCGACUCCAUAUUCUUCCCCUGGUCAUCCAUGCGCCAUCUGCAGUGGCUCUAUGCACCACCAGGGGGGCCCGCCUCACAGUUUGAGAACCACUGAUUUAGAGAAAGUUUGUAGCUCCAGCAUAUCAUAGUGCAUUUCAUUUGUAAAAUAUUGUUUUUACAGAUAUUACACAAGAAAUAUACAUUCAAUUUGUCAACAGUAUUGAAUUAAUACUGUGAUUGUGAGAUUAAACAGUUGUUAAUAUCUUCA